This is a messenger RNA of Xylona heveae TC161, 1977 nucleotides long. RefSeq lists its product as hypothetical. Lineage: Eukaryota; Fungi; Ascomycota; Xylonomycetes; Xylonales; Xylonaceae. Bases 1 to 1977 code for a protein of 658 amino acids. The transcript has 3 exons. The record is from RefSeq and is a predicted model, not a curated record.
AUGACUUCUGCCGUGAUCCACCAGAAAGCAAUGUUUGGCCUCGAAGAACCGUCCGACUUUGUCCUAUACCCUGGUGUGCCGCGCGCCGAAUUGGCGAUGCAUACUUCCUUGAGGAGAAAUCCUCUGCUCGAGAGUGAACGCUCCUCCGAAUAUCUCAUGGGAACUAGUCUCGACGCUCCCUUUGCUGAUGCUUUCAUGACCACUUACGAUGCCUAUCCAUCUGCUCCUGCUUUCUCCUCAAUACCCCCUCCUGUUUUUGACGUGAAUCCAUACGGCCUGGAGAGGUCGCAGGAUGACCACUCUCAUAUCCCUUUUGGUCGGACUCCUUCGGGAUCCCCUGCUGUUUCCGCGACCCACUCGUUUGAACACCCUCCCUCCAUUCUCUCCUCCGCCUCUGGAGCAUCUAUUCCUAGUGCCGCUUCUUCCGCCAUGGGUUCUCCAUAUUCGUCGACCACGCAAACAUUUUCAGGCGUCGACGCUUGGUCUGAUUUCAGCCACGGUCUGGGUCUUGGGCCCAGCAUCGUCCACUGCGACAGCUUUGGUCAGGAAAGCUUUACUACAGCUGCGCUCGAUCAUGAUAUUAUCUGGUCCACUGAUAAAGCUCAAGCGGGAUUUGUUGACCCGUCACUCAUCCAGCACCUGCAGACCCCGAUGUCUCAGGCUACCGUUACCGAAUCAUAUCCUGGCGAGAUUCCGUCGUUUCAAACCUCGCAGAUGCCCAUAGUUCAACCUACCUCCCCCACGCCAUCUGAUGCCUCGUCGCAUAGUCGACAUCGGGGAUCAUCCAAAUUCAAAACUGGAAACCAGUCUCCACAUCUACGUACUCCAUCUUUCCACCCCUACCAGCACGGGUCCGGUGCCAGACGUCUCUCGAUCUCAUCAAGUCAUUCCAGAAUCUCCCAUGGAAGCCCGAGGUCGGGCAGCCUGGAAUUUGAGGACGAUGAGAAGGAAGGCCGACGAUGUCCUAAUCCCGAAUGCCGGAAGGUGUUCAAGGACCUCAAGGCUCAUAUGCUUACCCACCAGAGUGAGCGCCCCGAGAAAUGUCCCAUUGUGACCUGCGAGUACCAUCAGAAGGGUUUCGCCAGAAAAUAUGACAAGAACCGGCACACCCUGACCCAUUACAAGGGGACUAUGGUGUGUGGGUUUUGUCCGGGAUCAGGCUCUUCAGCUGAGAAGAGCUUUAACCGCGCCGAUGUAUUCAAACGCCAUUUGACGUCUGUGCACGGCGUGGAGCAGACACCCCCGAAUAGUCGCAAGAGGGCAUCUACUGGCGCUUCUAGCAAGAAGCCACAUGGUUAUUCGCACGAUGCAACUGGCAAAUGUUCAACUUGUUCUGGUACUUUCAGCAAUGCUCAGGACUUUUAUGAACACUUGGACGACUGUGUGCUUCGGGUUGUCCAGCAAGAAGAUCCGAGCGAAGCGACCAAUGAACGACAUCUGGCAUCCAUGGAAGGGGAUGAGGCUCUCAAGGAGACUCUUGACAGACAUGCACUCCCCUCGGGUGGCUCCCCCGCGUCACAGGGUGAUCGCUCUGGCGACGCAGAGGAUGAUGAGGCCGACGAUGAUUGGAAGGAGGAAGACAUUGACGGUGCCGUUACAUCUGGUCGCUCAGCUACCGAUCGUGGCUUUUCUGGCCCUGGCGCGAUCAAAUCGAGCGGAGUGCCUCUUGUGAGCAAAGGUCGCAAGAAGAGAAAAGACUAUCCUCUGUCAUGGGGUUGUUCGGCUGACAAGAUGAAGAUGAAGAAGAGGGUGCUUUGCAUCUACGAUGGCCCAAGACGUCUAUGGAAAGAUGAUUUGAUGCUUGACAAUGAAUUUGAGGUCCGCAUGCGUCUUGGCGAUGGCAAGUCAUAUGUGACUGAUCUCGAUGUUCAGACCAUGAAGAGAGCAGAGGCCUUCCACGGGGCCACUGAAGAGGAAAAAGGCCCCUGGAUCGAGGAUGAAAUCGCUCCAGUUGAUAUUCAAGAACUCAUGUCUUGA